AUGACAUCAGCAGCAGCAGCAUUACUUAAAGAACGAGAUGAAUUUCGAUUACAUGAACGUUUUCUUAGUGGACAAAUUGAUCCAUUAACAUUAGAUGAAAUUAUAAAAGAAUUUAGUCUUACAAUUAAUUCAUCUGUUGGACAUUGGCUAGCUUCUCAAGCACUUUUAUCAAACGAAAAGAUUGAUAUUAAAACAACAGAUGAUGUUCAUAGAUUUGUAUAUAAGCCAUCGCUUGAUUUAAAAGGUCCAAAAAAAUAUUCCCCUCUCAAACUUUUAAAAGCACGAUAUGACAACGGUGAAGAUGCUGUAACUGUUGAGGAUAUACAAGAUUCAAUACAACAAACAAAAGGUGACAAAACAAUUCGUAGUUUAAUAGAAAGUGGUGGUAUUGUGAAAGUAGCAAGUAGUAAAGGAGAAGUUUUAGUUUAUAUUGAUCGUGAUUUCUAUCUUGGUAUUAAUCCAGAAUUUAUUAAUUCAUGGAGAAAAAUAUCAGUAGAACAUUUGACCAAUGAGCAGAUUCACGACUUUAUUCGUGAAAAAGAAUAUUAUAGUUUAACAACAAAUGCACCAAAACAAGCACAAUCACCAAAAAAACCAUUAAAAUGA
Messenger RNA from Rotaria sordida, 606 nucleotides. The record is from the annotation of a GenBank genome assembly. NCBI's taxonomy places the organism in Eukaryota, Metazoa, Rotifera, Eurotatoria, Philodinida, Philodinidae.